GCCAUUGACUGCAGUCAUCCUUUGCCACGUAACACGGUGCUUCAGCUGGGGAUUUCUCUCCGCGUUCCCUGCACAGCAUUCUUCUACACCAUCACUGGUGACACAUGCUGGUCCAUCAGUGCGCAGCUGGGCCUCACAGCCAGCAACCUCACUGCUCUCAAUCCCGGCCUCGACUGCUCUGAGCCCAUCAAGGCGGGCCGCUCUCUGUGCAUUGAGCGCAACGCCACCUUCGCUUUCACCGUCCCUCAGUGCUCGCGAUACGGUGUGCUCACACCACAAGACACGUGCGAGCGCCUGCUGCGGCAGGUGGCAGCGAGUGAGGGCGACCCCUUUGGGGCUGUAAAGGUGAAUGCCAUGCGCUGGGCUGAGCUAUACCGCAACAAUCCCGGCCUCAUCUGCUCUGAUGUCAUCCCGAUCACCGCCUCUGCUGUUGGCAGCAACUCCGGCGUGCAG
Molecule: messenger RNA, 453 nt
Organism: Closterium sp. Yama58-4
Lineage: Eukaryota; Viridiplantae; Streptophyta; Zygnematophyceae; Desmidiales; Closteriaceae
Source: the annotation of a GenBank genome assembly